Histoplasma mississippiense is the source of this 2466-nucleotide messenger RNA. RefSeq lists its product as hypothetical. The coding region runs from base 1 to 2466 and encodes 821 amino acids. The transcript is spliced from 4 exons. Lineage: Eukaryota; Fungi; Ascomycota; Eurotiomycetes; Onygenales; Ajellomycetaceae. Gene Ontology annotation, molecular function: ubiquitin protein ligase binding. The record is from RefSeq and is a predicted model, not a curated record. Gene Ontology annotation, biological process: protein ubiquitination; ubiquitin-dependent protein catabolic process. Gene Ontology annotation, cellular component: Cul3-RING ubiquitin ligase complex.
AUGAAACAGAAAACCAAAGUUCGUGUUCCGCGAAUGAGCAUAGCAGCAAGAGACAGCUCUGCCAAUUUCCACACUUCAUGGGCUGUGCUGGCUGCUUCCAUUCGUGAAAUCCAUACAAAAAACGCCUCGCACCUAUCCUUCGAAGAAUUGUACCGAAAUGCAUACCAGCUCGUUCUUAUAAAAAAGGGUCUAGACCUCUACGAUCACGUAGUCGAACUGGAAAGGAACUGGCUUCAAAAUGAGGUGCUAGCAAAAGUUACCGCGGUUAUUGCCCCAUCGCUUGCUUUGGCAGGGGACACGGUAGACACCCUGGAUCAAACAAACGAAAGAAAAUUAGCUGGCGAACGCUUUUUGCUGAGGCUCAAAGAAGUCUGGGAAGAUCAUCAGCUUUGUAUGGGCAUGAUUACAGAUGUGCUUAUGUACUUGGAUAAACAACGCCCGUCGAUCUACUCCAUGGCAAUGUUAUUAUUCAGCGAUUACAUCCUGAAGGCAUAUGUCGGAGGUGAUAGGCCGAUAACGGUUGCCGAGGUCUUUGAGGACACUGUUCUACUCAUGAUCCGUCUAGAACGAGAAGGAAAUAUUAUUGAUCGAGCUCUAAUACGGCAUUGCAUGUACAUUCUUGAAGGCCUGUAUGAAACAGACAAGGAAGAGGAGUCGGAGAAGCUUUAUGUUACUUCUUUUGAACCCGCUUUUCUGGAGUCGAGCCGGCUUUUCUACCUCGCAGAAGGCCAGCACCUCCUCGCCACAGCAGACGCCUCCACUUUCUGUAAACGGGUAGCGGAAAGGCUACAAGAGGAGGAAGAUCGCUGUCGACACACAUUGUCUCCUAUGACAGAACACAAGAUCAAACAGGUUAUCGAUGAAAACUUGAUUGAACAACACAUCGGAGAUGUCAUGGCUUUGCCAGAUAGCGGGGUCAAAUACAUGCUAGACAACGAUCGAUUAGGAGACUUGAAAAAUGUCUACGAGUUGAAUUCAAGGGUCGACGUCAAAAAACGGGCAUUGACAUCCGCUGUACAGGGUCGGAUUGCUGAACUAGGAUCAGAGAUAAAUAUAGCAGCCAAUGAAAUUCCCCAAGGGCCUCUACCGAUCCAAAAACCACCAGAACAAUCCCAAAAUGGAACCAAGGUUAAGGGCACUGAUGACAAAGGCCCAGUAAACCUACAGACUGCAGCUGCAAUAAAAUGGGUAAAUGAUGUUCUGCAGUUGAAGGCCGUGUUUGAUAAAGUUUGGGAGCAGGCUUUCAUGCGGGAUCAAGCAAUGCAAACAUCUAUUACAACAAGCUUUGCUGAUUUUAUCAAUGUGAAUUCUCGAAGUUCGGAAUAUCUGUCACUGUUCUUUGAUGAAAAUUUGAAAAAAGGAAUUCGAGGUAAAACAGAGGAAGAAAUAGACACUCUUUUGGAGAAUGGAAUCACCCUACUCAGGUAUAUUCGCGACAAGGAUUGCUUCGAGAGCUAUUAUAAGAAACACCUUUCCCGGAGACUCCUCAUGAAGCGAUCCGCAAGCACAGAGGCAGAACGGCAGAUGAUCGAAAAAAUGAAAAUGGAAGUCGGUAACACUUUUACUCAAAAAUUAGAAGCGAUGUUCAAGGAUAUGGAGCUGUCCAGUGGUCUCACAUCCAAGUAUGCGAACUAUGUAUCGCAACAAGGAGACCCGAAUCUAAAACGUAUUGACCUCGAAAUAAGCGUGCUCACAAGCACCAUGUGGCCGAUGGAAAUGGUUACCAGCUCCAAUAAAAACGGCACUCCUUCUGCUCAUUGCAAUUACCCGAAGCACAUCGAACAGCUCAAGCAAAGCUUCGAACAAUUCUACCUCGGACAACACAACGGACGCAAACUUUCAUGGCAGUCUGGUAUGGGCACUGCCGAUAUUCGUGCUACGUUUCCGCGACCCAAUGGGAAAGUCGCUCGUCACGAUUUGAACGUAUCCACCUACGCUAUGGUCAUUCUCCUCCUCUUCAAUGAUCUGCCUGCAGAUAAAUCUCUCACUUUCGAAGAAAUCCAAGCGCGGACAAAUAUCCCAACCAGCGAGCUCUCGAGAAACUUGCAGUCACUCGCUGUAGUGCGGAAAACUCAGGUUUUAAUGAAAGAACCUAUGAGUAAAGACGUGAAGCCGACAGACCGAUUCUUCUUCAACGAAAAAUUCCAAAGCCCGUAUACUAAAAUUAAGAUUGGUGUUGUCAGCAGUGCAGGCAACAAAGUUGAAAAUAAGGACGAGCGGCAGGAAACAGAAAGGAAGAUGAGUGAAGAGCGUGGUGGCAGCAUCGAAGCAGCAAUUGUUCGAAUUAUGAAACAAAGAAAAACGCUUUCUCACUCCCAAUUGAUGGCAGAAGUAAUCUCUCAGCUGGCCUCUCGGUUCAACCCCGAAGUGAACAUGGUCAAGAAGAGAAUCGAAAGUCUGAUCGACCGCGAAUACAUCGAUCGAAUUCCCGAUUCUGACCCACCAGCUUAUGUAUAUCACGCAUAG